Psilocybe cubensis is the source of this 804-nucleotide messenger RNA. RefSeq lists its product as uncharacterized. The transcript has 2 exons. Bases 1 to 804 code for a protein of 267 amino acids. Gene Ontology annotation, biological process: peptidoglycan catabolic process; cell wall macromolecule catabolic process. The record is from RefSeq and is a predicted model, not a curated record. NCBI's taxonomy places the organism in Eukaryota, Fungi, Basidiomycota, Agaricomycetes, Agaricales, Agrocybaceae. Gene Ontology annotation, molecular function: lysozyme activity.
AUGCUUUUUCUGCUUCUUCUCUCGGUAACCCUUCUAGAUACUGCUCUCGGUGCUGUAAAUGACGCAUGCACUGCCGGAAGUACUCCAGGAGUAUGUUUGUCAACCAGUACCUGCUCUUCAGCAGGCGGAACAUCACACGCAGGAUUUUGUCCCAAUGAUCCAUCGACAGUGCAAUGUUGCACAAAAGCAUGUGCAACCUCAGGAAUUUGUCGCUUUUCCAAUACAUGUAGUAGCGGACUCACUGAAACUGGCUUGUGUCCCGGCCCCAGCAACUUUGUUUGUUGCUUCCCUUCCGCAACAAGCAGCUGUGCACCUCCGGCCGUAAACGCUGCCACACUUGCGCUUAUCAAGCAAUUUGAAGGAUUUGUCGCGAGUCCCGCUCCCGAUCCCAUUGGUCUCCCGACUGUUGGUUAUGGACACCUCUGCCAAACUACAAAUUGUGGGGAAGUUCCAUUUGCCUUCCCUCUCACCCAAGCUCAGGCAACGAGCCUGCUCAACACCGAUCUCAAGACGUUCACGGCAUGCCUUACAAGUGAUAUCAGUAACGAAGUUAUUUUGAACGACAACCAAUUUGGUGCCUUGAGCUCAUGGGCAUUCAAUGAAGGAUGUGGCAACGUUGGAAGCUCUACCCUGAUAUCGAGACUGAAUGUAGGACAGGACCCUGACACAGUUGCUGCGCAAGAGUUACCAAAGUGGGAUAUAGCUGGAGGUUCUGUCCUUCCAGGGUUGGUGACCCGACGGGCAGCUGAAGUGAAGCUAUUCCAGACGCCCUCCAAUGUUAUUGCUCAUCCUCCACAAUGUUAA